Molecule: messenger RNA, 1617 nt
Organism: Cavenderia fasciculata
Lineage: Eukaryota; Evosea; Eumycetozoa; Acytosteliales; Cavenderiaceae
Exons: 2
Coding region: 1-1617 (538 amino acids)
Source: RefSeq, a predicted model, not a curated record
AUGGUAGUAACCGAAAUCAUAAAGAGUUCAAAGUUGCUUAUCACAACUAAUUCACCUCACAGUGCAUUGCAAUUGAGACAGUUCACUGCGAUGGUGCAAGGUUUAGACCCAACCAAUUACCAAAUCGAUCGAAAUGGUCUAACAAUAUUUCGAACUCCUUCAUUGCAAGUGGAUAAAUCAACAUCCUCUUCUUCUUCUUCUUCUUCUUCUUCUUCUUCUCCUCCUCCUUUAUCAUUUAAUAGAAUAUUUCUAUGGGAAUUACCAAGAUAUUCAAGUUCAAAGAUAAUAUUCUUUAAAUCUACUAUGGCAGUAUUUAUAUUGGUGGAUAUGGGUGAUAGAGAAUCAUUGGAGCGUGCUAAAACAGCUAUUUCAGACUAUGAGUCAAUGUAUGAAAUAACAACAGAGUCGAUACUCGUGGGAAUCCAAUCACAAAACAAUGAACAAGCUGUAUCUAAAUAUGACUUGGACCAAUUAGCUCUUGAAAAGGAUAUGUUUCAUGUAAUGAUAAUCAAUCUUUUAUCACCAAAUGAACCUGAUAGAGUCAAAAAAGAAUUCGAUGGUAUUGUAGAAAGACUACAAUAUGUUCCAUUUUGGUCGAGAAAUAUAAGAGAUAUAGGUGGACAAAACUACUCAUCUCUAGCAAUUGACUUGAACCUAAUAAUCCCUAGAUAUGAUAAUAGCAUGGUUACAUUUGAUCAAGAUCUUGUUGACUAUGAUCAUACCAACAACAAUAAUAAUAAUAAUAAUAAUAAUAAUAAUAAUAAUAAUAAUAAUAAUAAUAAUAAUAAUAGAAAUAUUACAAAAAGACUAUGUUCAACUUUAUUUUCAAGUAUAGUAUUUAAAAAUAUUUACUUGUCAAAAAAAAUAUUUGGUUUGGUCAGUAGUAUACAUACACAAGUUAACCCAACUGGUUCUACCUAUCCACCUCGGAAAAUAGAUGAGAUUGGGUUAACCAAUAUUGCAAAAAGAAGAAACUUUUAUCUACUCGAUAAUCAAUCAAGAUCACUUAAACAUAUAGACCUAUUUAUUGAUCAUCGUACUGAUUUUUGGGCAACAUUCUUUAGUGUAAAUACAUCUUUGGAUAGGAUGAUCAGGGUGCUUUCAUGGUCACCAAAAGUUAUAUUCAAUCGAAACUUUAUGGUUACUGUGACGGAUCUGUGUUGUGCAGGUGGUAGUUUGGAAAUUGUGAAAUGGUUGGCAAAACAGAAUCAUAGACCAUCUAUUAGAGGUCUCAAAAGUGCAAUUGCAUUUGGUCAUUUAGAUGUCUUUAAAUUCAUCUAUUCUUCACUAAUACCAAAUGCCAACUCGAAUAAUACAACCUCACCCACCCUCAAUUUAGAAUUCCACAUGGAAACGGUCAACAAACAUUACAACAAAGAAGAGAAACUACAAUUCCACCGAUUUUCAAGUCGAUUUGAAGUAUCUCGUCUAAAAGAUGGACCUAAUCCUCUACUACCCAUCUACACUAUAACCUAUCAAGACCAACAAGAUUAUAUAUACUUAUCAACUAUUUAUAAUCAACCCAAUAUCAAAACCUAUCUUUUAGAUCAACCAAUCAUUUCAUCUUCAAAUAUUUUUACAAACUUUAUUUCUUUUUUCAAAGGAUUAAAAAAAUAA